UUUGUUUUCUGCUUCGAUUUCCUGUUAUAAAUACUUGAUUUUUUUUACUUGAGAAGACUGUGAAUCAUAUACAUUACUCAAAACCUAAAAAGAUGAUUUUUUUUUUGUCUGGGUUGUUCAAAACGUGAGUUUUAAGUAGCUAAAUCGAUGGAUCCUCUAUACUCAUGUUUCCUGCGUUUGAUUAUGGCAGCUUUAAGAUGGAGAAGAAUCAACAAAAGCAGGAAUUUCUAGCUGAGACCUCAGCGAUGAACAACAACGACUGUUCUGAACAAGAACAACCACAACAACGAUUUGUGUGGCCAUGGGUUGGUCUUGUAGCCAACAUACCAACGGAGGUUGAACAAUCUGGUCGGAGAGUAGGCAAAAGCGGUUCUACGUUACGUGAUGAGUUCACUCUGAAAGGGUUUAAUCCUACAAGAGUCCAACCCAUUUGGAAUUUCAAGGGACAUUCUGGUUUUGCUUUGGUUGAAUUCACUAAAGAUUUCGAAGGAUUUGAAUGCGCCAUGAAAUUUGAAAGGAGUUUUGAAACAGACCGUCAUGGGAAGAGAGAUUGGGAAAAUGGUAUUCGCUUGAGAGAUAAUAAGCUCUAUGGAUGGGUUGCGAGAGAGGAUGAUUAUAAUCGAAGUGAUAUUGUUGGGAAGAAUGUCAAGAAGAAGAGAGAUUUGAAAAGUAUUGUGCAGAUUAUGGAAGAAGACGAGAGGAAAAUGGUUCAUCUAGUUGAGAAUAUGUCUCAGUCGAUUGAGAUGAAUAAGCAAUGUAAACAAGAGCUUGAACAGAAAGUUGAUGAGACUUCUCGUUUCCUAGAGAGUUUGGAAUUGCAUAACGUUCUGUUAAACAAAACCUACCAAGAAGGGAUUGAGAAGAUGCAGAUGAAUAUGGAAGAGUUGUAUCAACAGGUUCUGGGUGGACAUGAAAAGUCUUUGGCAGAACUGGAGGCAAAGAGGGAGAAGCUGGACGAGCGUGCAAGACUGAUCGAGCAACGGGCAACCAUAAACGAAGAAGAGAUGGAAAAAUCCAGACUUGAAAGAGAAAUGAAUCAAAAGGCUAUGUGGGAGCAGAAUGAAGCGAAUGAGGAAGCUAUGAAACUUGCAGAAAAGCACCAGAAAGAGAAGGAGAAGCUUCAUAAAAGAAUAAUGGAAAUGGAAGCGAAGCUAAAUGAAACGCAAGAGCUGGAGUUGGAGAUAGAGAAGCUGAAAGGUACUACCAAUGUAAUGAAGCAUAUGGUGGGGAGUGAUGGAGAUGAAGAUAUUGUGAAGAAGAUGGCCAAAACUCAGAUAGAGCUUGAUGCUCGAGAAACAGCUCUCCAUGACAAAAUGAUGACUCUGACAGAAAAAGAACGUAUGACCAACGAUGAGUAUCAAGACGCUCGUAAAGAGAUGAUUCAGGUAUGGAAUGCAAAUGAAGAAUUGAUGAAGCAAGAGAAGAUUAGAGUGAAGAGAAUGGGGCAAUUAAACCCUGAACCCUUCUUGCCUGCAGUGAUGAAGAAACAUAAAGUUACACAAUCAAGAGCAGAGAUUAAGGCUAUGCAGCUGUGUUCAGUGUGGGAAGCAAACAUAGGAGAUGUGCAAUGGACCCCAUUUAGAGUCGAUGAGUCUGAUGGAACAGCAAAGGUCUGGACUCUUAACUUAGGAGUCUAAUUUCAAAUCUCAAAA
Molecule: messenger RNA, 1652 nt
Organism: Arabidopsis lyrata subsp. lyrata
Lineage: Eukaryota; Viridiplantae; Streptophyta; Magnoliopsida; Brassicales; Brassicaceae
Product: protein INVOLVED IN DE NOVO 2
Exons: 6
Coding region: 165-1637 (490 amino acids)
Biological process (GO): gene silencing by siRNA-directed DNA methylation
Source: RefSeq, a predicted model, not a curated record